AGGACACUGCUGCAGCUCAUUUGGAGCUGCAGUGCUACCAUUUUUGUGUGCACCUGGCUCGCUGUUCACCCGAGCGUUCCAGGGAGGGAGGGCCGCGGAAGGCUGGCAAUAGCUCUUCGUCGCACAAACCUUAUGUUACUCGCUAUCAUCGUUCCGGAAAUCAUCAUUGGGUGGGCUGCUGCACAAUGG
Guyanagaster necrorhizus is the source of this 189-nucleotide messenger RNA. RefSeq lists its product as uncharacterized. The record is from RefSeq and is a predicted model, not a curated record. The transcript has 2 exons. The annotation marks the transcript as partial. Lineage: Eukaryota; Fungi; Basidiomycota; Agaricomycetes; Agaricales; Physalacriaceae.